This is a messenger RNA of Synchiropus splendidus (mandarinfish), 6258 nucleotides long. It is a transcript of the gene sash1a, whose product is annotated as SAM and SH3 domain containing 1a. The coding region runs from base 576 to 5141 and encodes 1521 amino acids. Gene Ontology annotation, molecular function: protein binding. The record is from RefSeq and is a predicted model, not a curated record. The transcript has 20 exons. Lineage: Eukaryota; Metazoa; Chordata; Actinopteri; Syngnathiformes; Callionymidae.
AGAGCUCGGCGCUGGGGAAUAUCAGGAAUAUCAUGCCACAAGCUCGCUCCGCAUCUGAAGAAGCGCUUCCAUCCCAACUUUGCUGAAGUCUGAGGGGGGAGCCGGUGAUGCCCGCAGGCUGACCGGCAUCACUAUUUUUAAAGUGAUAUUUGGGGGGCGUGGACGGCGGAGGAGCGGCAGCACGGAGCGCGUCGGCUCCGCUGGCGCACCGGCGUGCAGAUUUGGACUUGGCGGAAUCCACUUGGAAGCCUUUUUUGUGUCUCAUUUCCGAGCGCUGCACUUGGAUUCUAGUCUCUACCGCGAACAUGAAGUGAAAGCAGCGCGCAGACGCGGCAGCUGCUGUGCGUAACGGACGGAUUGUGGCGCGGCGCUUAUUUGAAUGACAAUAGUUGGAGCGACUUGCUCUCGUGUUUGUUUUGCGGAGUCUGCGGGGAAUGCUGCGUGUCGGAAGAUGAACUUGAUCCCCUUCUCCCGACACUGACAGGUGCUUUCUGGACCCUGGCGUGGAGCUGUGAUAUGAAAAUUGGAAAGGUGAGACGCACUUAAGCGCCCUCGCCUCUUCAAGUGUCGGCAACAUGACAAGCAACGGACCUGUCAUUGUCUUCGAGUGGCUGAAGACGCUCCAGUUGUCCCAGUAUGUGGAGGCUUUCGUGGACAACGGCUACGACGACCUGGAGGUGUGCAAACAGAUCGGGGACCCGGACCUGGACGCCAUCGGGGUCUACAUCCCGCACCACCGGCAGCGGAUCCACGACGCGGUCAGACGGCUGAAGGAGGAAGCCAAGGACACGGCCAGCGGGCUCUACUUCACCCUGGAGCCCAUGCCGCCCGCGGCGGACGUCUACACCAGCCACAUGGUGGACCAGUACGAGUCCAAACUGCGCUCGUCCAAGUCCUGGACGGAGCCCAACAGCGAGCGGUUCGGGACUGUCGGGGGUUAUGUGGGUGCGCAGCGGAACCUGACCCUGGGCAACAGGAGGGAGCUGGUGAUUUACCCCAAACUCAAGCUGAAGAUCAUGAUCAGGGAUAAACUCAUCAGAGAUGGCAUCAACCUGGCCAGGCCACCUUACUCCAAAAAGGAUGGUUCGCUGGGCAACAUAGAUGACCUGGCACAGGAGUACUCUGAGUACUACAACACCUGCUUCAGUGACGUCAGCGACCGCAUGGAGGAGCUCCGCAAAAGACGUGUCUCCCAAGAACUCGACAUGGACAAGCAGGACCCGAACAACGUGCCGCUGCAGCUCCGCUCCGAAAUCCAGGAGUCGCUGGGCUUCAGCAGUCAGGUGUCCACUCCAGAGACGGACAGAAAAAUGGCUCUCCACAAGUCUAACUCUGAAGAUGGAUCUGGAGGCAAAUGGGACAACAAGAAGAAAAACAAAUCUUUCUGGCAGAAUUUUCGGAAGUCGCCACACAAGCCGGUCAUGAGGCAAGCUUCUAAAGGCGAGGACAUCGGCUACGUAGCCAGUGAGAUCACCAUGAGCGACGAGGAGAGGAUCCAGCUGAUGAUGAUGGUGAAGGAGAAGAUGAUCACGGUGGAGGAAGCUCUGGCACGGCUGAAGGAGUAUGAGCGCAGCAAACAGUCCAGCAGUACUGACACUGCCGAGUGGGCUGACGGAUCUUCGCCCACUCUAAACCAGUCCUCCAGCUGCAACUCUCGGGAGCAGUCGGACGACGAGCAGUCCGAGGACUCUGUGAAGUUUAAGAGGCUGCACAAGCUGGUCAACUCCACACGGCGGGUCAAGAAGAAGCUCAUUAAGGUGGAGGAGGGAAAGAAGCAUGGCUCUGAAGAUUUCCUGAAUCUGGACUCCCUGCCGGUCUGCGAUGACAACUCAGCCCUGUACACUGGGGUCCUCAAGAAGCCCCUGCUGCCCCAGGAGGCGUCUCUUCCGUCUCUCACCCAGGACCAGCUCUCUGCAGACGGAGACACAGACAGCCUGACCACCUCCCCCUCGUCCAGCAGCCUGGACACCUGGUCUGGACACAAGCUGGUGAAAACUUUUAGCAAGUCGUCCAGCACCCACGGCCUCAUCCGGCCCCCCAGGAGAACCACGGUGGGCUCAGUGGGGCUCGCUGGCUCCAUCUCCGGUGUAGGCGGCAGCGGUUCUUCCUUCUCGGAGCUGGACGGCUGUGGACUAGACGACGAGGGGAAGCUGUCCCGGUCCACGACAGAUGGCGAGAUGCGGAAGGCUCUGGGCUCCAUCUCUCAUGGGGUAAGUAACAACGAGGCCCUGUACGCCUACUACGGCCUCACGAAACCCCGACCCAAACCCCCCGCCCAGUCCCGCCUGUUGAUCUCCCUGGACGGGGAUCAACCGGGCACCCCCAAACAUCAGCCUGCCAAGUGGCACCACGGCAGCUGGACGCACAGGAAGCCAGACCCCAACUACGCUUACUCCACCAAGCAUCUCCUGUACCAGCACUCGCGCAAGACCCCCAGCUCCCCCCGCCCCGCCGCGCCCUCCUCCCCCGCCCGCAGCGAUGUGGCUAAAUCGAAAGGGUUUUGUGGGGGAGGGAGCUGGGCGUUCCCUUCUCGAAAGCUGCGGGGUCGGACGGCGGUCAGCGAGCUGAACAUCACCUACGUGGUGGAGCGGAGUCUGUACGGUCACCUGAACUGGGCCCAGCUGGUGCGGCCGGUCACGCUCAGCCGCGCAGAGCGCCGCUGCCUGCUGGAGGAGGACCGCGAGGUGGACAAGAAGUGGGCGGCCAGUGUGGACCGCUGCACCAAGCGCGUGCUGUUGCGCAUCCAGCAGAAGUCUAGAACCUGCAGCUUCGGAGGCUUCGACCUGUCGAACCGAUCUCUCCAUGUGGUCAACGCCGGCUCCGAUAGUAAAGAGCAAGAGGCCAUUUACAGAGAAGUGGUCAAGUCGCCGAUGACGUCCCGGAUCUCACUGGGCAAGAAGGUCAAGUCGGUGAAGGAGACCAUGAGGAAACGAAUGUCCAAGAAGUACAGCAGCUCUCUGUCCGAGCAGUCCAGUCCAGACGGAGUUCCUGGUUCCCCUCAGUCGCCUCAGCCCGACACCGACUCUCUGGAGAAGCCCAAGCUCAAAGCCGGAGGUUCAGUGGAAAGUCUGCGAAGCUCGCUGAGCGGCCAAAGCUCCAUGAGCGGUCAGACGGUCAGCACCACCGACUCCUCGGCCAGCAACAGGGAGAGCGUCAAGUCCGAGGACGGCGAUGACGAAGAGCUGCCGUACCGAGGGCCCUUCUGCGGACGAGCCCGCGUCCACACGGACUUCACGCCGAGUCCCUACGACACAGACUCGCUCAAGCUCAAGCGUGGUGAUGUCAUCGACAUCAUCAGCAAGCCCCCUAUGGGGACCUGGAUGGGGCUCCUGAACAACAAGGUGGGAACCUUCAAGUUCAUCUACGUGGACGUGCUGAAUGAAGAGGAGGAGAAGCCCAAGAGGCCCGUGAGGAGGCGCAGGAAAGGACGACCCCCCAAACCCACCUCUGUGGAGGAGCUGCUGGAGCGCAUCAACCUGAAGGAGCACAUGCCCACCUUCCUGUUCAACGGCUACGAGGACCUGGAUACCUUCAAGCUGCUGGAGGAGGAGGACCUGGACGAGCUGAACAUCCGAGACCCUCAGCACCGAGCUGUGCUGCUGACCGCCGUGGAGCUGCUGCAGGAGUAUGACAGCAGCAGCGACCCGGAGCACGGUGGACUCUCUGGCUCCCAGGAGAAGCUGCUGUCGGAGGGCCGCGGAGUGGUGGGCGACUCCCCCCGGGACUCCGGCUGCUACGAGAGCAACGAGAACCUGGAGAACGGUAAAAACAAAAAAGCGUCGCGCUCCGGCCGCUCCUCGGCUGGUCUCCAGUCCCCGGACUACCCUACGCUGCCCUUGACCUUCUCUGAUGAACAUAUCCAGCAGAACGGCAAGAGCCAGAGCUCAAAGUUCCCCAAGAACCCCUUCAGCAAGUCGUCUCUCAAGGGCUUCAGCCUCCUGCGAAAGCCCCGGCGGCAUUCCCACCUCCCGGCGAGCCGCAGCUGCGAGGGCCUGGACGCACCAGAGCCCAGGGUCCCCAGGAAGCGCUCGCAGUCUCUCGGGGACUUGCGCCUGGAGCCGGGGCACGUCCCGGUCUUGAACCUGGAGAUCAAAGCUGCCAAAGAGGGACCAAUGUCUGAAGGCAACAGCCCAGCUAAGAGUCCCGCUCAGAACGGACCUCCUAAAGUUAGCCCCAAGAGACCCCCUGUUCCCUCUCAACUGCCGCUGCGCUCCCCGUGUCCCACCACGCAACCCCCCAACCUGCCCGAGCACUUCCCCAGCCCCACGGCGAGCCCUCCCGAGUCAAGCGGGAGCAGGGACAGGGCCAUCCGGACUCACUCGAAAAAACCACCGGUCCCUCCACCGGUCCCCGCGAAAAAGUCUAAAGAAAGACUGGCCAACGGGCUACGCCACGCCCCUCUCUCGCUGCCCUCCUCGCCGUCUCCCACCCCCUCCCCCACGCACUCCCUCACCCGUUCACACCCUAGCAGCCCCAUUACCCGUCACUGCGGCAGCCCGGGUGCCCCGGCUCUCCCGGCCAAGACCCCCAGCACCCCCAGCAGUCCCUGCACCAACUCGUCCACCUCAUCGGUGGGAGAGGACUCGGGCACCACCCCGCCGCCCCCCUGGCUCUCAGACCUGGGGGGCAAAGUUGCCGUCUCCAGGAAGCUCUCCCACACCAAGAUGAGUCCGGACCUGCUCACCCUGCUGGAGCAACGUCUGGAGGCCGAGGGCAUCGACCUCACUGAGGAGCCCUACUCUGACAAGCACGGCCGCUGUGGAAUCCCUCAGCUCCUGGUGCAUCGCUACUCCGAGGACCUGGACCAGCCGGUGAAGGACGUGGCCUCCAACAUGGACCAGCUCCGAGUCAGAGAGCUGCGGAAACAACACCGCAUGGCUAUUCCCUCUGGUGGCAUGACGGAGAUGUGCAGGAAGCCCCUGACCUCAGGUAACGCCAGCACCGUCUCCGAUUGGCUGGUGUCCAUCGGCCUGCCCAUGUACGCCGGCGCUCUGGCGGCGGCGGGCGUCGACUCUCUGAGCCGCGUGGCCGUGCUGACGGAGAGCGUGGCGUGGGAGGCCGGCGUUCGCGAGGAGCGGCACGUGCGGCGGUUGCUGAGCGAGGCGCGGCUGCUGAGCGCCCACAGGGAAGUGCUGUCGUAAACAUGUUGGACAGACAGACGGACGAAUGAGAUAUCAGAUGCCUUUUUAGGAGACGUCGGGAAGAGCACACGCUUCCAAUGUUUUUGAUACUCGGAAGCAGUUUUUACUCCACAAGUGCUUCGUGAUCAUCUCAGAAUCAGGAGCGAGAACGUUGAGAUUUCAAGAAGCUGUUUCUGUAUUAUAGCGUUUGAGAGGCUGGUAUUUCAGCGGGAAUGUUGCAGCCUUCCGUCGAGAUGGACGCUCACUGUGCUCUUCCACCCCGCUCCUCACACACAUCCCGUGUAUCCGAGCACGUUUUUGGUUGCCUUACGCUCGUGACUGAACUGGGCCCAACUCUGGGCCUUCAUUCCCUGAAUGUGUCCGAGGACGACGGAUCUCAUGCGCCGCACCAGGACGGGAUCAACGGGAAAAUAGUUUGUUUGUUGUGUAACAGCACAAAAUAAUUUCCACCCCUCACGGACGCCGACAUCUGGACUGUCACAUCUGGAAUUUAUUGGACCGUCUUUGAUUUACAACCGGACUCUUUUGGACUUAUAACCAACGUCUACUAACGCUUUUCUCGCGUCGGCAUGGAAACGUCUUUAAAUCAGGGAACAGUGUGGGACGGACGCUUGCGCAGCUGAAGCUUCUUUUCCUGUUUUAUUUCAAUAGUUUGGACUAUUCAGCAAAUGAAGGUUUUUAAGGCCUUUUUCCUCAAUCACAGUGGUGCUGCGGAGGUUUUCCAAAAGUGUUGGGUCGAAAAGCGCCGACACUGCAAAUGCACUUUAGAGGGUCCACCCAGAUGUUUUCUAGACAAAUUUGGCUACGAGUCGAGCUCGACCACACUCCACUUUCCAAUUAGUAUUAACUCUUGAUUACAUAUAUGAAAUGCUGAACACACACAUUCUGUAUAUGUAAUUGAUAUUUAAGUAAUUUAUUUUUGUUUUUGUCCUCCACUUCUGUAAGUAGCUGUACUAUACGAAAGCAAUACCUUCCUGCUUCGGUAUGUUCCUGUAAAAUAUCUGUACAAAGGAUUUUAUGUGGUUUUCAUCCUCUGGACGAGUCACCAUCGCGACCUGAGAAGUUCAUGUCCAUAACUAUUUGUCUUUCUGAAAUAUUAUUAAAAAAUGUUUCCUGC